AGCUCACAGAUCCUCCUUGCAUCUUCCUUGCAUCCUCCCUCAGAGAUCACAAUGGCCGCCGUCACCGCAUGCGCUUCGACGACCCUGGCUGGACAGGCUUUGGGAUCCAGCAGCAAUGAGCUCGCCCGGAAGGUGAACGUCGGCGAAGCCCGCAUUGUUAUGCGCAAGACCAGCUCCAAGAGCUCCUCCAGCAUCUGGUAUGGUGAGGACCGACCCAAGUACUUGGGCCCAUUCUCUGGUGCCACUCCCUCGUACCUGACCGGAGAGUUCCCUGGUGAUUACGGGUGGGACACUGCUGGACUUUCAGCUGAUCCCGAGACCUUCGCCAAGAACAGAGAGUUGGAGGUGAUCCACGCUCGAUGGGCCAUGUUGGGAGCUCUGGGAUGCGUCACCCCCGAGCUGCUGGCCAAGAACGGCACCAAGUUCGGAGAAGCAGUGUGGUUCAAGGCCGGGUCUCAGAUCUUCAGCGAGGGAGGUCUGGACUACCUCGGCAACUCGAGCCUCAUCCACGCCCAGAGCAUUCUGGCCAUCUGGGCCUGCCAGGUCGUGCUCAUGGGAGCCAUCGAGGGAUACAGAGUGGCAGGAGGACCCUUGGGUGAUGUCGUUGACCCCAUCUACCCCGGAGGCUCAUUCGACCCCUUGAACUUGGCUGAGGACCCAGACACCUUUGCUGAAUUGAAGGUGAAGGAGCUGAAGAACGGAAGGCUCGCCAUGUUCUCGAUGUUCGGAUUCUUCGUCCAGGCUAUUGUGACCGGAAAGGGCCCGAUCGAGAACUUGUCGGACCACUUGGCCGAUCCAACUGUGAACAACGCGUGGGCGUACGCCACCAACUUCACCCCCGGAAACUAGGCGAAUUCCGCUGUACAUAGAACUAUUCGCCGCCAACUCCUCCGUUUGUACCAUAAAUUUAUCGUAUUGGCUCUCGCCGGUUGCCAAUGAUUUUUACAUUAUGACAGAAGGAUUCUAGAUUGUCUGGUUCAGGUUUCUCUUUGGGUAUGGUUCUAAGAAUUGUCGGAUUUAUGGUGCUAUCUCGAACUCAAAAUUUGAGAUCAGUCACUUAUUUCGAGACAAGGUAGCUCAGACUAGACAAGUCGAACUCAAAAUUCGAGUUGCUUAGGGAAAUGAGUCACUCAGUUGAUGUAAACAUUCCCGGUAAAAGAUUGAAUUUUCAUCAACGUGUGAGUACUUGCAGUUGCUGCUCAUUUGCGAUUUGCUCAUUUGCAAAAUGAUCAUCGUGUAUCACCUGACUGAUUCAUGAAUAGUUAUAAUCUCAUACAAGAAAAAUAGUUCUGUAUACUCUGUGAACGCAUUAAUGACCAGGUAAAUUAUUAUUGAUGAUACUGAA
Marchantia polymorpha subsp. ruderalis is the source of this 1345-nucleotide messenger RNA. The record is from the annotation of a GenBank genome assembly. Lineage: Eukaryota; Viridiplantae; Streptophyta; Marchantiopsida; Marchantiales; Marchantiaceae.